ACUUGUAGGUAUGUGGAUUUUACUCCUUUAAAUCUUGAGGGAAGAUAGAGGAGCCGUAGCAAAUCAACCAAUAGAUCCAAACCAAACCUGAAAAUGUUGUGUCAACUUGUCACACCUGCACUACACCACCCCAGUUGCAUCUUGAAAACAAUCACUGUAUGUGUAUGUGAACCUUUGAUGAGACAUGAAACACUCAUUACUUUUUUUAUUUUUCCCAUCCAAGAUGAAAGAUUAGGUAACCCACCAUAUUCAUAUUCAUGUGAAAACACUUUAUUACUAAUCCAGAUAUGAGAUUCUAGUCUCUUGCUUUGCUCAGACAAAGCAUAUCAAAGAUGCACUUUUAAGAAAGGCUCAUAAUGGGAUGCUUAUUCAAUGACAAUACCCACUUAAAAUUUUAUGUGCAAGCCUAUAUCUCAUGCACUACUUUUCCCAAGUCCAUCACCUUUUGAUCAUGUAUUUUGUAUUCAGCAAAUAACAAUUAGCAUAAGACAUGACAGCAAUUGUUACACAGGCAUCUAGAACAACAAUUGUUAGAAUUAUGCAGGCAUCUAAACAGAACAGUUGAUAAGUUUUCUUAGAAAAAUAUAUUCGUACUCUUGUUAUAGCAUAACAUCAAACUGCAGUAUACACUUGCAAAUCGAAAAAAUUACUAAAACAAAAUUUAAAUGAAUAAUGCUCCUUAGAAACCAAUCCAGAUGAACAUGCAAUGCAUACGAAGUUUAAAAAGGAAAAACAACAAAUUUUAUAAAAGAAGUUGGGUAGGGAGAAGAGGAGUUGCAUGGUGUACAUUGAGAAAGAAAGAGAGAGAGAGAGCACCUGAAUUCAUUCUGAAAUUUUGAAUGAAGUUCUAUCCAGCAGAGGAUCCUUAUUUGGAUUUUGAAUGGAAUUAUUUAAAGUACGUGUGGCUCCAAUUUUAUGUACUAUUUAGUUCAUGUUAUUUCAAAUUUCAGUAAACUAAUUAGUUGUAUGUCAUGCGCAAAUUUGUCAGAACAAACAUCUCAAUUUGUGCUUUGUUUAAUAAUCCAAAGCAGCUUUAAAUAAUUCGAGACGGUUUGGGCCUCACCGACUGUAAGGCACUUGGCCCGAGAGAGGGCUGGCCGUCCAACGUCUAAAGCUAUCUGAUGCCCAAAAGGACCGCUCAUGGGAGGCCCACCGGGGAUGGGCCCACGGCGUAACCUCUAUGGCGCGAUAACCCCAAAUUGGCUGUCCGCUGCCCUUAUCACAUCGCCCGAUCGAUUGACUUUUUUUGUCGUGCGUCGCCGUCCUCCCGCUGUCGCCUCGGCUUCCACUACCGUUCGACCGUUCGUCAAUAAUCGAAAUUUCUGGGAAACACUGAGAAAUUCCUUGAAAUUCUUAGUUUCUGCCACGUAGGAGGUAUAGAAAUUUCUCGACGGACAUUAGAUCGCAGCAGAACGCAUACUUCCCCGUUAAGUUCUCGGACCGAAAAAUCCCGCUACCCGUUUAAAAUCCCUCGACGGGCGGAAAGGCUACCACGCAUUUCUUCUCCGCGCAUUUCGUUACCGUUCGAUGCGUCCCUUCGCGCGGGCGUAUAUCCUCGGUCAGAUCUCCAUCGCACGGUCCGCACAAGGCGGUGAAAGGUUACCGCUUCCACUCUCUCCCCCCCUCUUUUUUUAAAAGAAAAAGGAAAAAGAAAAACAAACCCUAGAUCGUUCGUGCUGCCGCCUCUAUCUUUUCUCUCUCUUUAUCUCUCUCUCCCAUUUCUUCUCUCUCCUUCGACUCUUCGUUGCUACAACGCCGAAUUCGUGAAACGCCAUAACGGCCAAGAAUUUGAGAUAGUGCAAGAGGAGGUAACAAAUAAAGAAAGGGGCAAAUUUCCGGAAAGGGGCAAAUUUCCGGAAAGGGGCGAAAGAGAGAAGAACAUAGGGCAUUUCAUCGGAUCGUCGGUUGGGAUCCGGUCACUGUGGGCGUCGUCGAGGGGGCGGUGAUGGGAUCCCGCGAUGGGUGGGCGCCGGAAGCCGAUGAGGACGCCGACGAGUGAUGAGACGGCAUGCGAGAUCUGAGAACCGGAAGAUCGUACGGAAGCUCGGGGAGCCGGCGAGGGAGGCGGAGGGGGCAGCGGAGAUUGGGUCGAGGAUCUUCCCCUUCCGGGCGCCGCCGGCGUCGAUGCCGUCGGUCGGGACGCGGCGGUCGACCAGGGUGUUCGUCCUCAAGGCUGCGGCCAAGGCUGGCGGCGGUGGCGACGGGGAACCCGAGGCGAGGGUUCUCCGCUCCGGGAAGCGCCUCGCGGUGUCGGAGCAGGCUCCGGGAAAGAAGGCGGACGGUGGAAACGGCGACGGGGUCGAGUGGCUGCGGGUUCUCGGAGGCGGUGGCGGCACGGCGGAUCUACGGUGGUGGAAGGGGGGAGGGAAGAAGGUGGAUCUGGGGGCCGAGGAUGAGUGGCGCGAGCCCGUGGCGCCGGAAUCCGACGCCGGUGGGGCGGAUGAAUCUGUCAGUCGAAGGAGCUUUGUGGAUUCUCCCGAUGGGGAAAAGUUUGGGAUAGUUUACAGCCGGAAGCGGCGGAGGCCCCGGUCAGACGAUGCGGUGUCUUCGCUUUCUGGAAUAGGGGACAGGGGCUGCGAGAAGGAUCGGAAGUAUGGAAUCGUUUUUGUGCGGAAACAGCGCAGGAAAAAGCCCAAGGUGGAACCUUUAGUUCAGGAAGUCUCAGGAGAGACAGGGAAAAUAGAUAGGAAGCAAGAAGAUUUCUCAAGACGAACAGGUAGAGGGGAGAAGGAAAUUAGGAUAACAGAGUCUGCAAGGCAUUUUGCUGAAAAGGUGGGCAUUUUAGAGGAUGAUAUCUGGACUGGCGUGAGUGGUUCUAUGGUGCUCGCCGUGCUCAUAGAUUCCUCCUGUAGCAGUAGUUCACAUCGGUUUUCUCGUUUCCUUAUCUCUGUAAUUAGCGGGAUGAAGAGGGCUAGAGUGAGAAUCUGGCAAUUUGCUGCUUUUCUUCUAUCUGAAUCGAUAGCCAGUGCUUUCUCUCUAAAUGGCGUCCAUUUCUUACCAGUUCGGCACUGCAACAAUAAUGUUUUCUUCAGCACUGCUUUACCUGCUUGUGGACUUUUCAAGACGUAUGGUGCCAGACAGUUUAUACCUUUGUUCUCGCUUAAUUUCUCUGCCAUUCCAUUCUUCUUCAAGAGUUUGCAUGUUAGUAUGGUUCUUGGUUCUCAAUACUUGCCGAGAGUUCUUGCAAGAUACGUAAUGGGUUUGCACGCAAGUUUUCCUGUGAAUGUGCGAUUUGAAGAAUAUGAUUCUCAUAUUACUUGGGAUACAGUUUAUUCAGGAACCGAAAUCCCAGUUUCUGUAGUUCCUGCUGUGAAGAGGAAUGAAUCACAUAGUGCAUUGGAAGGCCCUAGACCAGUUGGACGAAGUGCUGUAAUUUUGCAUGGUUCAAGGCUACGUAAACAUCAGAGAAAGAGGAGCUCCUCUAGGCAUUCCAGAAGUCGCCAUCCUGUCCUAAUGAAUUCACAUCCUGGUUCAUUGCGAUCUAAUCCAAACAAUGUUGGAGUUUUUCCAGAAUCCAGAAUACUUUCCCUAAGGGACUCCUUUGUGGAGCCUGUCCAUGUGAAAACAAUUGAAUAUUGUGUAAGUGAUUUUUUAAGUGCUAGAGAUGAUAGUGAUGCUUGGACUCCUCUUGGAUCUCAGGAAAAGCACAGAAAGUCAUCUACAAAGAGCCCCGUCGAGCUUAAGUCGGCUUUGGUUGAGUUGAAGCAAAAAAUAGACUCAGCACAUUGCAGUGCAAAUAUCUUGGUUACUAUUUCUGAUAGGUGCUGGAGGGAAGAAGGGGCUGAUGUUAUGUUGGAAUUCUCACAUUCUCAAGACUGGUGCAUAGCAGUGAAGGUAAGGGGCAUGACAAGGUACCUGCAUAAACCUCAGGAGGUGAGGCCCUGUGUCGUCAACCGUUUUACUCAUGCCUAUAUGUGGAGUGGAGAGGAUGGUUGGAAGCUUGAGUUUUGUGACAGGUGGGAUUGGCUUGUGUUUAAGGAAUUGCAUAUGGAAUGUCGUGAACGUAAUUCACAGAACUCACAGGAUGUCUUUAUAAGGGCAAUACCAGUGCCAGUGGUUUGUGAAGUUGAUUAUGAGGACAGUGCCACAGCUUCUUUUGUGCGCCCUGAUGGUUACAUUAGGGUGUUGGAUGAUGAAGUUGGGCGAGCUUUAAGAAGCAAUGUUGCCAUAUAUGAUAUGGACUCGGGGGAUGAGAAGUGGCUCGAGCAGCUAAACACUAGCUCUUCUGAUGUGGAUAAUAGUGGUAUUAGUCACAUUUCAUAUGAAACUUUUGAGAAAAUAAUAUCUGUCUUGGAAAAGGAUGCUUAUAACAAUCCCAAUGGCAUUUAUGAUAAAGAGAGGGCAUUGGAUCUUUGUCAAGAUUUGGGAAACAGGGAUAUGCUGGCUGCUGUGUAUGUUUAUUGGGUAGAAAAGAGGAACCAGAAACGCGCAGCUCUGGUUAGGGCCUUUCAGGUAAUUUAUUGGAGGUUUGUUCCUUUUGCAUGUGGUAGUUUGGUACAUAACUUUGUAUUAUCACGUAAUUGUGUUCUUGAUACUGUCACAGUAUGACAUCCCAACCCCAAGGAGAGCACAAUUUAUGCAGAGAC
Molecule: messenger RNA, 4586 nt
Organism: Phoenix dactylifera (date palm)
Lineage: Eukaryota; Viridiplantae; Streptophyta; Magnoliopsida; Arecales; Arecaceae
Source: RefSeq, a predicted model, not a curated record